Leptosia nina is the source of this 4989-nucleotide messenger RNA. Lineage: Eukaryota; Metazoa; Arthropoda; Insecta; Lepidoptera; Pieridae. The record is from the annotation of a GenBank genome assembly.
AUGAUGGUGGAAACGCACCGCGCGCCACCGCCCCGGUGUUUGCGUGCGCCCGAGCAUCGUACGAAGCCCUCCUCCGCCUCAGCACCGGCCUCGCUCUCCGGCAGCGGCACCAUGAUGCACCUCCGUCGUCGCAGGCACAAAACUGUCCAUUUCGGCGAAAACCUCCUGAUGCAAGUCUGCGCUGAUCGCGCUCAUCUGGCGGCGCUAGGAGCACGUAUUCCCGACAUAUCCUUCUGCCACAAAGCCCACACGGGCGUAGAAAAAGGGGACGCGCGUUACUGUUGCGUCGCCCACCAUUGCUGCUUGGCGUCCGGAGCGCUCGUGGCCUUGGCUAAUGGCCGACCGCAGCCGCAUCGCGACAGAAGCAUAGACUCGCAUUCGAGCGGAGGCGAACCGGAUAAAGGUGAAGGCGAAUCCGGAGCCAAAGAGACAAAGCGAAAGCACAAACACCACCACCACCACCAUCACCACCAUCAUCAUCACAAAACUCACACUUGCCCCUACCACGACGUGGCGCCUCCGCCGGACGAACCAGAGGAGAAGCCGGUCACGCCGCAGAAAACUGUCUCCCCGUAUCUAUACAUACCGAGUAAAUUAGAACCGAACGUGCAACAGUUAUUUAGUUUUAUUGAGAGCGUGCUUAGUGCUUGGGCGGCUGAAGAAGGUCUGACAAGCACCGGGGAAUACUCCGAACCUGACGAGCGAAUCGUUCGCCGGCGGAAACUCCACAAGUACAAGAAACGCACAGAUGUUCUCAAUAUUAGGCGCAUUGCUUACGAAGUCUCAAUACUCCACGGUGCUAAACUGCUGGGCAACGUACGGUUCCGACACUAUCACUGGAAGGGUACUGCUCAAACUUGCAAUGAAUCUUUUCUGACGAAGAUAUCCGACGAUGAUCGUAUGUCAUUGACGACGGCCGUGUCUGAUGAAGAAGACCCUGGUGAGAGCGCAAUGAAUUCUCCGUACAAAGGGAAACAGACUGGUGCUGCAGCGGCGUCCUUCAAUUGCACAGGAGCUGUCAGGAAGGCUGGAUUCCUAAGCGUUAAAAAGUGGCUGCUAAGAAAGAAGCAUCAGAUCGAGCUAGCAAGGAAACGCGGCUGGAAAGGAUACUGGGUGUGUCUCAAAGGCACCACGCUACUGUUCUAUCCGUGCGAUUCUCGUGAGGGUAGAUCGGUGGAAGCCGCGCCCAAACACCUCAUUAUAGUUGACGGAGCGAUAAUGCAACCGAUUCCAGAACAUCCCAAACGUGAUUAUAUAUUCUGUCUGAGCACAGCUUUCGGCGACGCGUAUCUAUUUCAAGCUCCGUGCCAGGUGGAGCUCGAAAACUGGGUGAAUAGCAUACAUAGUGCAUGCGCCGCGGCGUUUGCCCGCCACCGAGGCAAGACCGGAACGCUCCAUCUACUUCAAGAGGAAAUUUACCGGCUCGAAAAAGCCAUAGAAUCGGAUCACAAAUUGAAACACAUGGCAGACCUACAGCAGUCCGUAGUUUCUGACCCGGAAACACGAGCUCAGUUGGCAGUGCAAAUGUUACAAUGGGAAGAAAAUCUUGAACGACUGCAUUGCGAACAAUUCCGGUUGCGAUGUUAUAUGGCUAGCCUGCAGAGUGGCGAACUUCCAAAUCCCAAGUCUUUACUGACACACGUAUCCCGCGGCACGAAGAGCACUCUGAACAAGUUGGGCGUGUUUACCGUGUCUUCGUUCCAUGCGUUCAUUUGUGCCCGUUCGCCCUCUCUGCUUAACAAUUUGCUGGCGGGCAGAGGGGCCACUAAGCGAAGGGCUCCUAACUUGUCCAGAUCUAAUUCUGGCUCUAGCCGGCGGUCUAUGCAGAUGUCACGUGAAGAAGGUGAGGCAGCUGUGCGCGUGUCCCUCCCGGAGGGAACCACGGCCACAGUGGGGGUCCGUGAAGGGAUGUCCGUUGAAGAGUUCCUAGCAUCAGCCUGUGCCCGACGAUCGCUCAACGCUUUAGAGCACUUCGUGAGGGUCAAGAAACGACGGGACAUGGAAGAUCAUAAUUACUUUGUGCCCCAUCGGUCUGAUCUCAUUGAGACUUAUUUGCAUACACACGAAGUGGUGGAGGUUUGCGCGAAGAUCCUAUACCAAGUAGAACUGCAGCGCACAACUUUGGAACAAAUGUGGGGCUUUAGCGUGGAGGCCGAGCUCAUUGAGAACGCGGAGAGACAAGACGAGCUUUGUUGUUACGUCAGUCGGGUUGAAGACAAGAGCGUCGCAAUGCAAAAUGGUAUCAUUAAAGGUGACGAGAUUAUGGUGAUCAACGGCGCCAUCGUGUCCGACCUGGACAUGAUGUACUUGGAGAGCGUGCUGCAAGAGGAGCUCUCCCUAGUCAUGAUGAUGAGGUCAUCCCGUACGGAGCCCCCCGAGUUGAGCGGAGCGAUGCGCGCGGCCACCGACGACAUAAUCGAUUCGCUGGUGUGUCCGCCGCCGCCCACCGAUCCGCCCGUCAUCUCCGAUGACAUGAUAUCGGGUCUCAUCGUGCCGGCGCCUGCAUGGAGCAAGGAACUAUACAGCCCCGAGACGGAUGGCCACGCAGACGCAACGACGGGACCACCGAAAGUCAGUUCUCGAACUAACUCAUUCGAGAUCGAAAACCUACUCAAGUGUGGGGAUGUACGUCAGAGCGCGGAGCAGGUGACAGGGUGGUGUCGCUCCCCGGCCGAGACCCGACGAGCUAGCCCGACCGGUAGCCUCACUAGCGCCGCCGUUACCCCCUCGCGCCACCUCUCGGACGCCGACAAGCUCAGGAAAGUGCUCAUGGAAUUAGUUGACACAGAACGCGCCUACGUCAAGCACCUCAACAAUUUACUGGAGAACUACCUGGAACCGCUGAAGAAGGAAACUUUUUUAUCGAACGCCGAAAUCAACGCGCUGUUCGGAAACAUCCAGGAGAUUGUAACUUUCCAAAGACAGUUUCUGCAAAACUUAGAAGAAGCGCUUGAAGCGGAACCUAACUUUCAUCAUCUGGAGUUUUCAAACCAGUUCAAGAACGUUCUCUUCGCGGUGGGAAAUGCAUUCCUUUAUUAUGUAAAUCACUUCAAAUUAUACAGCUCGUUCUGCGCCAGUCACAGUAAGGCUCAAAAGGUCUUACAUCCGAACGAAGGUAAUCAAGCGUUACAAGAGUUCCUCGCGGCGCGCAAUCCAAAGCAACAGCACUCCUCAACUUUGGAAUCGUAUUUAAUUAAACCAAUUCAACGAAUACUCAAAUAUCCGUUAUUACUUCAACAACUCCGAAAUUUGACUGAUGUCAACUCGGAGGAACAUCUUCAUUUAGUCGAGGCUUUGAAGGGGAUGGAGAAAGUCGCGGAGCAUAUUAAUGAAAUGCAGCGAAUCCAUGAAGAAUACGGUGCUAUAUUUGAUCAUUUGUUUAGGCAGCAUCAGAAAUCAUGCAAGCAACCUAUAGAUCUAAGUCCAGGUGAUUUAUUAUAUUACGGAGGCGUAGAGUGGUUGAACAUUUCAGACUUCUUAGGAAAAAUUAAAAAAGGAUUAGAAUUGCACGCUAUGUGUUUCGUAUUUAAAUCAGCCGUUGUCUUCCUCUGCAAAGAAAGACUGAGACAGAAAAAGAAAUUAAUGGGUGUUUCAUCAAAGAAUAAUUCAAAUGAAGUAGAAAUAAUUAGAUAUCAGGUACUAAUACCGGUAACCGAGGUGCAAGUGCGAGCUUCGUCUGCCAAGGAUAUGGACAGCCACUUUUUGUGGGAGCUUAUACAUUUGCGAAGUCAGCUGCAGCGGCGUUCGGAGAAAGUUUACGUUUUAUCUAAUAGCACGGCAGACUUCCGGAAUGCAUUCCUUAAGACAAUACGUCAGAUAAUUCGUGAAUCUGUAAGGAAUAUGUCUCUACCAAGCUCAAGGCCAGCACCUACUCCGCCGCGCGCGCCCCACACGCUGGAUCGGCCCAAACAACAGGUACAGGUUAUGCAGGGAUCACAGACGUUAGGAAAAACAAAGAAACCAAAGACGUCGGGACAAAGACUGUCUGCUGGAAACAUCGAGGUGGGCAAUUUGUCCCGAGAGAAUUCUCAAGACGCCGAGGAUACACCGCACGAAGUUGAAGAUCAAUCAUUUAGGCUUAGAAGCAAAACAGUCGCCCCAGAGAUCAUCAAGCGUGCACCCCCUCCGCCCCCAUCAACGGAUACAGACAAGUCCGAGGGUGGAUCGAAAUCGGAGGGGGAGGAAGAGUUGCCCCCACCACCAACGAAGCGAGGCACAACGUCAACCUUAAGCGCAGGUAGCACAGGCAGCCAAGCGCGUCUCAUCCAGUCCUCGCAUCAGCCCACACAGUAUCAACCCACAAUGGUCAAAGAGUUAGGUAAGCACGAGUCACAGUCGUUAAAAUCCUCUCCCGAACGAAAGUCCUCUACAGGGUCCGACAGAAAAGUCAAGGUCAUCAGGUCGGGCAGCGGAAGUAACAUCACAAGAGAGAGAUCGCCGAAUAGGUGCGAUCGCGCAUCGCCAGAACGAGAUCGAGUGGCCAAAGUCAUAAUUUGCAAAUCUCCAAACAAAUCUAGCUUGAAACAAACAAAAUCCUUGCACCGUUCGCCGCGAGGCAGUUUCGAUCAAUCCAAAUCUCCAACUAUAGACAAGUCACGAUCACCACAACAAAGCUUCGAUGGAACGAAGUCCCCUCGAGGUAGCAUUAUGAAGUCCCGCGAGAACAGUAUUGAUAGAUCAAAGUCCCCGAAGCCGGUCCCUAAGAAAGGUAUCAUGCGCACACCACAAGCCAGCUUCGACAAAUCUCCUUGCAAAUCACCAAAUGUAAGUAGACGUUCUUCUAAAUCCAGUGGCGAAAAGCUAGCACGUCUUGGAACAAACUCAUUGGAUAGGAUGACUCAUUAUUCCCAGUUGGCGAAGGCUGAAGACAAAGCAAUUAAAAUGGGCAUCGUUGUGUCUAAAUCGACCGAAUCUAUCGCUAAGGCUUUCGAGCGGCCCACGUGCGUUGAAUGCUAUCUGUCUGGGAAGAAACAGAGUAAGACCUCUUAG